AUGGUGAGAAAGUCGAAGGCACACGAAGGUGAGGGACACAAUGGUGAGAAAGACGAAGGUGAGACAGAUGCAGGUGAGGCCCAUGAAGGUGAGGCCCACGAUGGUGAGGCCCACGAUAGUGAAGCACAAGAAGGUGAGGCACAUGAAUGUGAGGUCCACAAUGGUGUAGCACAUGAAUGUGAGGCCCACGAUGGUGAGGCACCUGAAGGUGAGGCCCACGCUGGUGAGGCCCACGAUAGUGAUGCCCACGAUGGUGAAGAACAUGAAGGAGACGCCCACGAUGCUGAGGCACAUGAUGGUGAAGUCCACGAAGGUGAGGCACAUGAAGGUGAGGACCACGAUGGUGAGGCAUUUGAAGGUGAGGCCCACGAUGGUAAGGCACAUGAAGGUGAGGCCCAGACCACGAUGGUGAGGGCCAUAAAGGUGAGGCCCACGAUGGUGAGGCACAUGAAUCUGAGGCCCACGAUGUUGAGGCACAGGAAGGUGAGGCCGACGAUGGUGAGGCACAUGUAG
Messenger RNA from Procambarus clarkii (red swamp crayfish), 513 nucleotides. Lineage: Eukaryota; Metazoa; Arthropoda; Malacostraca; Decapoda; Cambaridae. The record is from RefSeq and is a predicted model, not a curated record.